This is a messenger RNA of Tribolium castaneum (red flour beetle), 357 nucleotides long. RefSeq names its product larval cuticle protein LCP-17-like. NCBI's taxonomy places the organism in Eukaryota, Metazoa, Arthropoda, Insecta, Coleoptera, Tenebrionidae. Gene Ontology annotation, cellular component: chitin-based extracellular matrix. The record is from RefSeq and is a predicted model, not a curated record. The transcript has 2 exons. Gene Ontology annotation, molecular function: structural constituent of chitin-based larval cuticle. The coding region runs from base 1 to 357 and encodes 118 amino acids.
AUGAAAGUAGUAAUUAUUUUAAGUGUCGUAGCCUGUUGUUGGGGACAAAGGAGUGAGGAAAGUGCUAAAACAGUGCGUGAAAUCAGCGACAUCAAUCCAGACGGGUCUUUUAAUUACGCUUUCGAGACGGAGAAUCAAAUAUUUGCCGAAGCACAAGGUUUUUUGAAAGAUGGAGAUCAGCAGGUUAUACAGGGACAGUAUCAGUUUACAUCUCCCGAAGGUCAGGUCAUCAGAUUGGCGUAUGUUGCUGAUGAGAAUGGGUUUCAACCCCAGGGAGAGCAUCUGCCGACGCCUCCACCCAUUCCCCCAGCCAUUCAAAGGGCACUGGAUUACUUAGCUACCUUACCACCAAAAUGA